Balaenoptera musculus (blue whale) is the source of this 1389-nucleotide messenger RNA. RefSeq names its product DDB1- and CUL4-associated factor 12-like protein 2. Gene Ontology annotation, cellular component: Cul4-RING E3 ubiquitin ligase complex. Gene Ontology annotation, molecular function: protein binding. The transcript has a single exon. Lineage: Eukaryota; Metazoa; Chordata; Mammalia; Artiodactyla; Balaenopteridae. The record is from RefSeq and is a predicted model, not a curated record. Bases 1 to 1389 code for a protein of 462 amino acids.
AUGGCCCCGCGGCAAACAGGUAGCAGGAAGCGGAAAGCGCCGGCGCUCGACGCGGCCGCCGCGGGCUCGUCGUCGCUGGGCUCGGCGGCGGACGGGGAGGGGCCGCUGCCUCCCAAGAAGCCCAAGCGGCCGGCGGCGCGGCGCUCGCUGCUGCACUACCUGAAGGGCCGCGAGGUGGGCGCGCGGGGCCGCGCCGGGCUCCCGGGCCUCGAGGGCGAGCUGCGCGGCUACGCGGUGCAGAAGCUGCCCGAGCUGCUGAGGGAGCGCGAGCUGGCGCUGGGCACGCUCAACAAGGUGUUCGCGUCGCAGUGGCUGAACGCCAGGCAGGUGGUGUGCGGCACCAAGUGCAACACGCUCUUCGUGGUGGACGUGCAAUCGGGCCAGAUCACGCGCAUCCCCCUGAUGCGGGACCGCGGGCCCGGCUCGGCCCGCGCCCAGCCGAGCUGCGGCAUCCACGCCAUCCAGCUGAAUCCCUCCAAGACGCUUCUGGCCACCGGGGGCGAGAACCCCAACAGCCUGGCCGUCUACCAGCUGCCCACGCUGGACCCCGUGUGCCUGGGCGACCGCCACGGCCACAAGGACUGGAUCUUCGCCAUCGCCUGGAUGAGCGACACGGUGGCCGUGAGCGGCUCCCGCGACGGCACCGUGGCGCUCUGGAGGACGGACCCCGACAUGUCCCACGGCAGCAUCGCCUGGCACAACGACGCGGGCCUCCCCGUGUACGCCCACAUCCGUCCCAGUGACGUGGAGACCAUCCCCAGGGCCAGCACCAACCCCAGUAACCGCAAGGUGCGGGCCCUGGCCUUCAGCGGCAGGAACCAGGAGCUGGGAGCCGUGUCCCUGGACGGCUACUUCCACCUGUGGAAAGCCCGGAGCAACCUGUCCAGGCUGCUGUCCAUCAGGCUGCCCUACUGCCGAGAGAACGUGUGCCUGACCUACUGCGAUGAGUUGGCCCUGUACGCGGUGGGCUCCCAGUCCCACGUGUCCUUCCUGGAUCCGCGGCAGCGCCAGCAGAACAUCCGGCCCCUGUGCUCCCGAGAGGGCGGCACGGGUGUGCGCUCCCUGAGCUUCUACCAGCACAUCGUCACCGUGGGCACGGGCCACGGCUCCCUGCUCUUCUAUGACAUCCGCGCGCAGAAGUUCCUGGAGGAGAGGGCCUCGGCCAGCCCGCACUUCUCUCCGGGGCCCGCGGGGAGGAAGCUCAAGCUCACCUGUGGCAGAGGCUGGCUCAACCACGAUGACCUGUGGGUGAACUACUUCGGUGGCAUCGGCGAGUUCCCCAACGCGCUCUACACCCACUGCUACAACUGGCCCGAGAUGAAGCUCUUCGCCGCUGGGGGGCCUCUCCCUUCCGGCCUCCACGGGAACUAUGCAGGCCUCUGGAGCUAA